Molecule: messenger RNA, 1827 nt
Organism: Cephus cinctus (wheat stem sawfly)
Lineage: Eukaryota; Metazoa; Arthropoda; Insecta; Hymenoptera; Cephidae
Gene: shv
Product: dnaJ homolog shv
Exons: 6
Coding region: 265-1344 (359 amino acids)
Biological process (GO): protein folding; protein maturation
Cellular component (GO): endoplasmic reticulum
Molecular function (GO): misfolded protein binding
Source: RefSeq, a predicted model, not a curated record
UCGCCUAAAAUCGUAGCGUUGUACAAUUCCCUUCUCAUCUCUGGCUAAACUAUAGGUCCGUUCGUGCAAACGUUUUUACGUGCUCCUAAGCACUAUAGGUGUGUUCAAAAGUUUCAUAAUUCAGAUGGCAGGAGGUGUCUUUUCUUGAAUAAGUAUGUUGCUGACUCGUGAACAAUCGUAAUCAAUGACUAAGCCUCCAUUGUUGUGGACCAAUCAUCGUCAACCACGAUCCAAAACCCGGGGCUUGCAGAAACGUCUGCUACGAUGGCAACGAUUAGAGUUUUGUGGAUAUUUUUCCUUAAUUUGACGAUAUGCGCUCUUCUAUCUGGUGCUGAGCGAGAUUUCUAUGCUAUUCUUGGAUUAUCCAAAAGUGCUAGCACUCAUUCUAUUAAAAAAGCAUACAGGCGAUUAGCAAAGGAGCUUCAUCCAGAUAAAAACAAGGAUGAACCUGAUGCCGUACAGAAAUUUCAAGAUCUUGGAGCAGCAUAUGAAGUGCUCUCUGAUCCUGAGAAAAGAGAGAUGUAUGAUAAAUGUGGAGAAGAAUGUUUGAAAAAGGAUGGCUCUAUGAACAACAUGGAUCCAUUUGCCAGCUUCUUUGGGGAUUUUGGUUUUCACUUUGGUGGAGAGCAACAACAUCAUCAACAUGAAACUCCUAAAGGAUCCAACAUAAUCAUGGAUAUAGAUGUAACAUUAGAAGAAUUAUAUAAUGGACAUUUCAUAGAGAUAGCAAGAAAUAAACCAGUAGUAAAAGCAGCUAAAGGAACUAGAAAAUGUAAUUGUCGACAAGAAUUGGUUUCCAGACAUCUAGGCAAUGGAAGGUUUACUGUUACCCAGCAGUCUGUUUGUUCUGAGUGUCCAAAUGUUAAACUAGUGAAUGAAGAACGUGUUUUGGAGGUGGAAGUAGAACCUGGUAUGGUUGAUGGUCAAGAAACUGUAUUUACAGCAGAAGGAGAGCCACAUCUAGAUGGGGAACCUGGUGAUCUGAUUCUCAAGAUCCGCACAUUACCACAUCCUGUAUUUGAAAGGAUUGGGGAUGAUCUGUAUACCAAUGUUACUGUAUCAAUGCAAGAUGCGCUCAGUGGCUUUACUGUUGAUAUACCACAUUUAGAUGGUCGUACGAUCACAAUUCAAAGGGAUAAUGUAACACGACCUGGAGCUCGUAUUCGUAAAAAGGGUGAGGGAAUGCCUAAUUAUGAUAACAACAAUCUCCAUGGUACACUAUAUGUAACAAUUGAUGUGGCAUUCCCAGACAAGGAAUUCACACCAGAAGAAAAAGAGCAAAUUAAGCAAUUAUUCCAACAAAGUUCUGUAAAUAGGGUUUAUAAUGGUAUACGUGGAGCGUAGAUUUCCGCUUACAAAGGAGAUUUAUCAAACGAAUGACAAUGCAAAGUGCGUGUAUCGUAAUGAAUUUUAUCUGUGUUCAUCGUGUAUGUUCUAAUCGAACAAAACCAUCGAGCAUCUUCGACUUCCGCACGUGGUAUUCACCAACUGGAUUGGUGACUCUGUGUCAAACGCAACUUCGAGGCACAUAACCUGAAUGUGUGAACAACGCGUACAUACUCCCGGAAUAUCUGUACUGGUGGCUUUCAGCAGCAUCGUAUAAUACGUCAACUUUUCGUGAGCUAAGACCGUGCAGUGAAGCCGGGAACAAACCAUAAAUUGAAUUCUAUUAGUUACUCGUGGAAUAUGGGUGAUGUGCGAAUGUUUGAACGAACAUAAGAGUUUUGCAUUUGAAACGUUUGUGUAUUGUACGCGAUGGUGUUUUUAAAUGUCCAUUAUAAUGCCUAAAUAUAGAUAUUUACAAGAAUUAAAUUAAAAACAUACAGA